CCUCUCUAGUCGGUUGUUUCGAGCCGUGAACUUUACCCCACUCCAGCUCUUCCCUUGUUUCCGCUUCAAAAAAGGACCAUUGCCUUCCUCUCGCUCGUAUGCGACGCAUUCUGUCGCCUGCGCACCCAUUCAGUCAACCUCAAAGCAAUACCCACAACAGCAGCAAUACUAAGUCCAGCACUCAUUCCACGCCGCACCAGCACCAGCACCAGCAGCAACAGCAGCAGGCAAUGCCGUCCAACCAUGGCUCCUCUCAGAACCUUCACCAGCUGCAGCAGAGCGUUAUAGGAAGUAGCAGUAGCAGUGCAUACAACUUUCAGCCCCAUACUGGAAGUAUCAACACAUCGAUCGUCCCCCGACCCACUCAAGGCGACCGCAUGACAUGCAUCGUUAAUGCCUCUAUCACCUGCAUAAGCUCUGGUCCUAGCGUAGCUAGCUCCCGCCAGGACAGCUUCACCGCCAAGCGAGGGCUUCAGGAAUCAUUUUACGGUAUCAGUAAUGGCAGCAGCACCUCAGCUUCAGGACCUUCUUCCAAAUUCAGAGCAGGCCGUCGGGAAGAUACAGAGCGAGAUAAGGGCCAGGACCGCCUGUGGCUUUAUGUUUUCGGAGGGUUCCAUCAAUAUACAGACGCGGUCAACAAUGAUCUCUACCGGCUCGAUGUCGAUACAAUGGCCUGGGAAAAACUGAUCUACACCAAGGGCGAACCGCCCUCGAAACGUAACGACCACUCGGCCAGUCUUUGGGGCGACGAUCGCGUAGUCAUCUUUGGCGGAAGCGACGAGCGGAACCAGUACUGCAACGAUGUUCAUGUCCUUCAUGUGCGGACCCUGACCUGGGAGACGCCCGAUGUGAGUGGUAUCAUUCCGACAGGGAGGGUGAAGCAUGCAGCCACGAUUGUAGACGACAAAUUGUACGUUUCUGGUGGCUGCCUUGAGCAGGAGGCUGUCUCGCAGGAGCUGCUCUGCCUGAACUUGAUAACCUGGGAGUGGGAGGAAUCUAUUGAAUUCGUGCCCCGGUACACGCACACGCUGUUUAUAUAUCGCGACAAGCUGUUUGCCUACGGCGGCUAUAACGAGGAGAUGGAUCGUACAGGGGUGAUCGCCUACAUGGACAUGGACUCAUACCAAGUCACAAAAAUCAAUGUGUCGAACGAUAUUGCGCCCAACGUCGCUGCACAGCAAUUCUCACAGGUCUGUGGACAUCACCUUGUCGUGGUCAUUUCCCAAGGUGUCCGCUACGAGCUGCAAAAGUUUACGGGUGGUAUCUGGACCCUCGACCUAGAUUGUUUCCAGUGGAUAAAGCACGACGACUGGAAGGUCCUGGGCGAAGACUGCACAUGGCACUAUUUUUCUAUGGAGAGGGACGGUGAACAAUUCCAUUUGAUCGGUGACGUCCACGAGUCGGACGAGUACUUCAAACAGCUGCUCACGAUCGACUUACGAGAGUACGGGACCUUCCAGGAGCCACCCGUGACGAUAGGAUAUGAGCUUGGAAGAUUGCUGCAGGAUCAGAUGUCGCUGGCCGAUUUUCAAAUUCUGUGCACAGGAGUGGACGCUCAGGCUACUUCAUUGCAGGGGAUGGCACCUUUCAGCGGAUAUUAUGCGCCUUCGGACAGUAGUGGUGAUCACGAUAUGAUGAUCGACAGUCAUCCGAUGAUCAUGAGCCGGAGGAUCCGAUCACAGCGACAGACACCGUCCUCCAGCCGCGCUCACAGUCCUCAACAAGAUCCUAUCUUGUGUCACAAGUUGAUCCUAAUGGCGCGGUGGCCACAUUUCGCCAACAUGGUUCAGUCUGGAAUGCUCGAAGCCCAAACGAACACCCUUACGGUGCCCGAGUCAUACGAGACCGUCAAGGCGUUUGUCGAUUACUUGUACACGGACACAAUUGAGGGGAUGUUAACGGAUACAAUUGCAGAUCUGCUUGUCAUGGGUAGCAUGUAUGUGAUGCAGAGACUGGUCCAGCUCUGCAGCUCGGUGCUCCACCAGCAGAUCGAUAUUGAAACUGUCGCAAGGAUUUACCAUAGCGCAGGGCUGAGUGGACAAACUGGCCUGCGCCACAGGGCGCUCAAGUUCAUGUUCAGGAAUUAUGGUCCGGUCAGCAAGACUGUAGGUUUCCGAUCACUGCCCAAGGAAGCACUCUUUGAUUUCUGGGACUCGACGCCUGAAGGUGCCGUCAUCAAUAUCGCGGUCUGAUUUUGAUUUUGCUUUCGCUACACGAUUUUUGUUCUAUAAUCUCUUUUUGCUGAUCGCGCAAAACUGUUCAUAUUUAAAGUUUUUUUUUUUUUUUUUUUUUUU
This is a messenger RNA of Gamsiella multidivaricata, 2294 nucleotides long. RefSeq lists its product as uncharacterized. The record is from RefSeq and is a predicted model, not a curated record. NCBI's taxonomy places the organism in Eukaryota, Fungi, Mortierellomycota, Mortierellomycetes, Mortierellales, Mortierellaceae. Bases 99 to 2192 code for a protein of 697 amino acids. Gene Ontology annotation, molecular function: protein binding. The transcript has a single exon.